GGCGGCAAUGGAUCUGGCUGUGGCCCUGGUGCUCUGCCUCUGCUCUCUGCUUCUCCUCUCACUCUGGAAACAGAGCUCUGGGAGAGGGAAGCUCCCGCCGGGCCCCACUCCUCUCCCGAUUCUUGGAAACAUGCUACAGUUAGAUGUUAAGGACAUCAGCAAAUCCUUAACUAAUUUCUCAAAAGUCUAUGGCCCUGUAUUCACUCUGUAUUUUGGCAUGAAGCCCAUGGUGGUCUUGCAUGGGUAUGAAGCAGUGAAGGAAGCUCUGACUGAUCUGGGAGAGGAGUUUUCUGGAAGAGGCCGUCUCCCAGUGAGUGAAAAAGUUAGAAAAGGACAUGGAAUCCUUUUCAGCAAUGGCAAGAGAUGGAAGGAGACCCGGCGCUUCUCCCUCAUGACCUUGCGGAAUUUGGGGAUGGGGAAGAGGAGCAUUGAGGACCGCGUUCAAGAGGAAGCGCACUGCCUUGUGGAGGAGUUGAGAAAAACCAAUGGGUUGCCCUGUGAUCCCACUUUCAUCCUGGGCUGUGCUCCCUGCAAUGUGAUCUGCUCCAUUAUUUUCCAGAACCGUUUUGAGUAUAAAGAUCAGAUUUUUCUAGGUAUAAUGAAAAUAUUUAAUGAAAACACCAGAAUUCUGAGCUCUCCAUGGCUGCAGGUCUGCAAUACUUUCCCUGUUUUCAUUGAUUAUUUCCCAGGGAGCCAUAAUAAAUUCUUUAAAAACUGUGCUAAUGUAAAGAGCUAUAUUUUUGAGAAAGCAAGAGAACACCAAACAUCCCUGGACAUUAACAAUCCUCGGGAUUUUAUUGAUUGUUUCCUAAUCAAGAUGGAGCAGGAAAAGGACAAUCAAGAACCGGUGUAUACGGUUGAAAACUUGGCAAGCACUAUAUUGGAUUUGUUUGUAGCUGGAACAGAGACGACAAGCACCACACUGAGAUAUGGGCUCCUCCUCCUGCUGAAACACCCUGAGGUCACAGCUAAGGUCCAGGAAGAGAUUGACUGUGUCAUUGGCAGACACCGGAUCCCCUGCAUGCAGGACAGGAGCCACAUGCCCUACACGGAUGCUGUGAUCCACGAGAUCCAGCGAUACGCUGAUCUGCUCCCCACCAGUCUUCCCCAUGCAGUGACCCGUGACAUUAAAUUCAGAAACUACCUCAUCCCCAAGGGCACAGAUAUAUUGACAUCACUGACUUCUGUGCUUCGUGAUGACAAAGAAUUCCCCAAUCCUGGGGUAUUUGAUCCUGGCCACUUCCUGGAUGAGAGUGGCAACUUUAGGAAGAGUGACUAUUUCAUGGCUUUCUCUACAGGAAAACGUGUUUGUGUGGGAGAGGGCCUGGCCCGCAUGGAGCUGUUUUUAUUCCUGACCACAAUUUUACAAAAAUUUACCUUGAAAUCUGUGGUUGACCCAAAGGACCUCGACACCACCUUAGUUGUCAAUGGGUUAAUUUCUGUGCCACCGUUUUAUCAGCUCUGUUUCAUUCCUGUGUGAGGAAUGUUAGGUCAUCUGGCUUCUUCACUGAUGUUGUCUUCAACUCCCUCUCAUCUGCGGCAUCGUUCACCUGCUUCCCCUCAUCGUUCCUGAGAGUGCUUGC
This is a messenger RNA of Dama dama (fallow deer), 1583 nucleotides long. RefSeq names its product cytochrome P450 2C18-like. The record is from RefSeq and is a predicted model, not a curated record. Bases 8 to 1480 code for a protein of 490 amino acids. Lineage: Eukaryota; Metazoa; Chordata; Mammalia; Artiodactyla; Cervidae. The transcript is spliced from 9 exons. Gene Ontology annotation, cellular component: cytoplasm; intracellular membrane-bounded organelle. Gene Ontology annotation, molecular function: heme binding; oxidoreductase activity, acting on paired donors, with incorporation or reduction of molecular oxygen, reduced flavin or flavoprotein as one donor, and incorporation of one atom of oxygen; iron ion binding. Gene Ontology annotation, biological process: xenobiotic metabolic process.